AUGGCUCCUUCGAUCAAAUUCGCACGCUUCAAGAACGCUACAUUAGAGCUCUUCGAGGCGCCCAUCGAAUCCACAGAUUACAUCGCUUUCUCCCAUGUCUGGGGCAACUGGGCCUGGCGUUCGACUGAUGGUAUACCGUACGAGAUCAAAGCAUCGGAAGAGAAAGCUCAUUUCAUCGCAAAUGACCUACCGGCUCUGGUUGGCGACGAUGCCUUUUGGAUGGAUACGUUAACUGUCGAUCAGCGAAAUCCAGCUGAAGUCUCCGAAAUUGUGGACAAGAUCCCUACGAUCUUCAGAAUGGCUAAGAAAACUAUUGCAGUCAGGGAAUGUGAUGGGCUGUAUGACUGCUGCAUUGCUGCUGUCAAUGGUUUCGAGAGUACGGCCGAAUUCCGCCAAAAGUUCCAUGCUCACGACGAUGAGCACUUUGACUCCAUCUGCGCAGAGUCUUAUCUACAAAGACUGUGGACGCUGCAAGAGUGCCUACUCUCCCAUACCAUAGAGUUUGUAGUUGGAACAAACAAUCAGCCGAAGACGCCUGCGGUGCGGGCUCAGACUACAGGCGACAACGACAUAUACCGACAUCGGGCGGAACGACUGAUUCUCGCGGAUGCUCUCUGGGUUCUAGCUUAUUCAUUCUCCGGCUCUCAGGGCAUUCCCGCCAUGAAUGAUUUCUUCAAGGCAUACGUUCAUGGCGGCACCGUCGUCAACCCUCGUAGCGCACAGCGUAGUCAGGAAGAAGACAUCCACACCGGUUCUUUUCUAAAGGUCAAUCGAGCAUCCCAUAGGUCCGCCACCAUGCCCCGAGACUAUAUCUUUGCGACAAUGCCUUCAUUUCCGUGGUACACGUACCCGAGCAAAGAGGCUCUAACAAUGUCCUUUGGGGAUAUCUAUUUGGAUCUCUACCAGCAAGCUGCACGCUCUGGGCAUGCUUUUACGUGCAGGUUCACACGUUCAAUGAUUGAUGCUACAUGUACAGAUCCCGUUAGUGGCUGGCUACCAAGUCAACAUCUUCCCAGUCCAACGACGCUUGGUGACUUCCUGAAGCUUGUCGGACAGCGCGUACCCGAAAAGUCGAAAGUCUCUUCACAGCAUGUACAUGUCACAUCGGUUGUGCACAUUGAAGAAUUUGAGUGCGAAGAUUCCCCAGACUUCGUUAUUGCUUUGCUGGAGGCCUGUCUCAAAAACUUUCAAGGACAAUGGCAAGAGUCUCAUCGGGGCGGUGAGCUUUCCAAAUAUGGAAACUAUCCAAGCACCCGCUGGAACCUUGAUCCCCUAGACGCUCAACUUUGUGGUUGGUUACCCACUGAUCCAGAGUAUGCAAUUCGAGUGUUCGAGUACAACGAUUACAGUUUGGUUAGGAUCGGCCCUGGCCUAGAAUACGAGGAAGACGAUCUUUUACCAGACUUUCGCAGUCUUGACGAGACUGAGCAAGAGGCACGUAAGGAUGAAACUGACAAUGUUGACCCAUUGUUUGUGCAAGCGAGGAAGAUAUUAGACAACAUAUGGUGCGCACACGAUCCGCACCACAUUGACGCUGCGCAGAAGGGUGAUUGGGCCACUUUCAAGCAACAGAUGCAAGGUUUGUGGUCAAAGCCUUUGCUACGAACUAUGCUUCUUCUUGCUGCCAUGGUCAAUUGUCGCGUUCCGUUAUCAGCCGCAGCAUGGGUGAACAAGCUCUUUGUCCCUGUGUACAUUCACCACGGUAAAUUCCUUCUUUCAGCCGGGCUGCUAGCAAAACACGCACGUCAGCCAAAGCACCAAAGGCAAGAACCUGAUUCCAUGUUAUGUGUUGGUCAACACCUCCCUUCUUCAGACCAGACAGCUUUUGGCAAGGAUCUGUAUCUCGUAGAUGCCAAGUCCAAGGUUCCCGUUGGCUUGGUCCCGGAUCUUAUGCCGGACGACCCUACGGACGAGAAAUUUGCGAAAGUCUCAUGCGUCAUGUAUAAUGGGUUUUGCAAGUACAUGGGGAACAACCAAGUGGCAUUUGCGGCUUGCCCGCUCAGCAGUAAGUGGCUCGAGCUUUGCUUCCAGGAUCUCCAUGACGGGCUAUUUCCACCAGAAGACGAGCACGACGAUGAAGACGCGGAUUUCAGGGGGUCCAAAUUAGACUCUGCCAUCGCCGUCUUCGAGGCACUCUUCCGAAGAUCUGAUCAUUUCGCAGACAAGGACGCUACGACGCAAUACAUGUCAACGAGCUCGCAGCCACCUUCACGGGGUGAUAUUCGAGACUCACUCCUUUCUCUGGCCUGUCAGAAGUAUAACGACGCAUCGAACGUCAAUCCUCCAAUACAUGCUCAAACGGCAGAUGAACUUUGGUCGCACAUUAUGCGCUUCACCAACGGUCAUCCAGCUGGCCGUACUACAAACGCUUACGACGCCUGGCUCUUUGUUGAACCUGUAUCGAUCGGCGGUCUGUUUGCUGUUCUCGAGAGGAAUGUCAUCCUAGCCGAUACUCCAGGUCUGGACGAUAUCAACCUCCUUGCUGAGAGCAGUGUACUGAGAAAAUACAAGUUGCCUAGAUCCAACGUCCGUCAUUGGAAUAUGCAGUUGCUCGCGCCGAUAAAGAAGGGUCUUGAUCCGAUCUUCGACGCCACGCUUAACAACUUGCAAAACGGUUUCGACCAGGUGGAACGAGAAAUUUCAUCAGCGAUGAAGCUUCUGGAUCUCAACCUUCGUGCUCAAAGCCCGGAACCGAUCACUGUCGAGCUAGACACAUUCAUCCCACGAAUCACCCAUAAGCCUAUCAUACUUCGGAAUAUGGAGAAUGCUUAUACCAAUGGCAUUACAGCUUCUAUGCAAGAACAGAAUGACCGCUGCUGUACGGACAUAUUCGAAAGGUCAUAUUUUCGGGAUAAGAUGAGCAAAGUCUACGAUAAGAGUUACCGGACCAGACCAACACCAGGACAGAUAGUGAAGCUCGCACAAAUGGAAACGUUUGAGCAAUUACUUUGCGACACGAACCCCGAUCCUUUCAACGCUGUCUAUACGCGUUUGGAAGAAGCCAUUGUUUCGGAAAAGCGAAGUGUCAAGGAUCUCUUGGAAGAACAUGUUGGUGCCUUGGUCCAGAGUAUCGAGGAGGAGUUCGAGCGGUCAAGAGAAGUCCGUGUGGCCCUGACCGACGACGAGGCUCAAAGCAUGGAUGAUCUGCUAAACAGUACAGUGACGGCAGCAAAGGUGCGAGGGAUUCUUGAGGAGAAAUUAAAGGAGUAUGGGGUGGACGUGGAAGCUGAACGUCAGUCAUUGUAG
Messenger RNA from Alternaria burnsii, 3246 nucleotides. RefSeq lists its product as uncharacterized. The transcript is spliced from 4 exons. Bases 1 to 3246 code for a protein of 1081 amino acids. The record is from RefSeq and is a predicted model, not a curated record. Lineage: Eukaryota; Fungi; Ascomycota; Dothideomycetes; Pleosporales; Pleosporaceae.